Stomoxys calcitrans (stable fly) is the source of this 2148-nucleotide messenger RNA. It is a transcript of the gene Gabat, whose product is annotated as 4-aminobutyrate aminotransferase, mitochondrial. Lineage: Eukaryota; Metazoa; Arthropoda; Insecta; Diptera; Muscidae. Gene Ontology annotation, biological process: GABA catabolic process. The coding region runs from base 222 to 1682 and encodes 486 amino acids. The transcript has a single exon. Gene Ontology annotation, molecular function: pyridoxal phosphate binding. Gene Ontology annotation, cellular component: mitochondrion. The record is from RefSeq and is a predicted model, not a curated record.
GAGGCAACAUUGUCUGGAAGCAUUCAGUGCUUGCAAGCAGUCCGUUCAGUCAUAUACAAAACGGGUUUUUUUCGGCACAAGGAGAGUGGGAGACAGAACACAACAACAGUAUACCAGUAUACCAAACUAACACCACACAUCCCCCACUCAACACACCACGUACAAAGUACAAGGAUUCCAGCAAAUUUGUUCAAGGAAAAGUGAUUUUACCAAACGUCAUCAUGCGUGCUGCCUUAGGAUUAAAACAUGUAACCAGAGCUUCCAGAAAUGUCAAACAUUACUCGUCCUUGGCUGAGCCCAAGGAGCCCAUACUGAAAACGUCUAGCAUUCCAGGACCCAAGUCAUUGGAGUUGAAAAAACAAUUGGCUGCUGUGCAGCACGCUGGCACAGUGCAACUAUUUGCCGAUUAUGAAAAAUCCACGGGCAACUAUCUGUGCGAUGUCGAUGGCAACAUGCUGUUGGAUGUAUACACACAAAUAUCAUCCGUUCCCCUGGGCUACAAUCAUCCAAAAUUGCUAAAUGUCUUCCAAAAUGAAACGAACCUUAAAGCUUUAAUCAAUCGUCCAGCAUUGGGCGUAUUUCCGGGCAAAGAAUGGCCACAAAAAUUGAACAAUGUGCUAAUGCAAGUGGCCCCCAAAGGCUUGAACAACCUGACAACAAUGAUGUGUGGCUCCUGCUCCAAUGAGAAUGCCUACAAGAAUAUUUUCAUGUGGUACAGACAAACACAACGUGGUGAGAAUGUAACAUUCAGCGAUGAGGAGAAGAGUUCCUGCAUGGUUAAUAUGACUCCGGGAGCACCUAAGUUGAGUCUGCUUUCGUUCAAGGGUGCCUUCCAUGGACGCACCAUGGGUGCCCUUUCCACCACACACUCCAAGUAUAUACACAAAAUCGAUGUGCCCUCUUUCGAUUGGCCUGUGGCCAGUUUCCCUGAAUACCGUUACCCUUUGGAGGAGAACCGCAUGUACAAUCAGGACCAGGAUAAGCGUUGCUUGGCUGAGGUGCAAGAUUUGAUAGAGCAAUACAGGAAAAAGGAUAUACCAGUGGCCGGUAUAGUGGUCGAGCCCAUACAAAGCGAAGGCGGCGACAAUGAAGCCUCUCCCGAAUUUUUCCAACAAUUGCAACGCAUCUGCAAGGCCAAUGGUAUGGCUUUGCUUAUCGAUGAGGUGCAGACAGGAGGUGGUGGUACCGGCAAAAUGUGGUGCCAUGAGCAUUUCAAUUUGCCAUCACCCCCUGAGGUGGUGACCUUCAGCAAGAAAAUGCAACUGGGAGGUUACUUCCACAGCAGCGAGUUUGGGCCCAAGGAGUCCUACCGCAUCUUCAACACCUGGAUGGGAGACCCAGGUAAAAUUCUCAUGCUCGAGGAAGUCCUUAAGGUAAUCAAGCAAGACAACCUGCUGGAUCAGGUCAAUCGAUCGGGCAAGGUCCUUAAGAACGGUUUGUUGGAUUUGGAAAAGGAAUUCUCCACCAUUAUAAAUUCGACCAGAGGACGUGGAACAUUCUUGGCCAUCAAUUGUAGAAAUACUAAAACCCGUGAUGACAUGAUCGCCAAAUUGAAAAUGGCUGGUCUGCAAACCGGAGGUUGUGGUGAUCUGGCAAUACGUUUCCGACCCGCCUUAAUAUUCACCGAGAGGCAUGCCAAUCUGGUAUUGGAUCGUUUCCGCCAAGUACUCAAAGAAAUGUAAAAAGGGCCACCAAAAUGGCUCUAUAUCCAAGCUCAAGAGCAUAACAUAACACGAUAGCACAACAACAGCAACGCUAUGCACAACGCAAGACGCAAGCAGCCUGUAUUCCAUAGUAACUUAAGUACACUGAAAAAAAAACACUAAAUGGGAAAUUUAUGUAAAUUGACAUCCAUCCUGACUAGAAGCACUCAAGGAUACACUCAAGCAAGCACCACCAAGAAUUGCUUUUUGCUUCUCCAAGUUGCCUGGUGGCCGCCGCUACUUCCUUUAAUUAUUUGAAAUUUUUCUAAAAUUUUCUUUUGAUGCUUCUGGCAAUUCAUAAAGAUGCUAGUUCUUUUUCGCAUACAACCGAGUUUUUAUCAAUUUAUGUAGCUUUAAUUUAGUGAGACAAUAAAUUAAUAAAAUAGUACCCUAUAUGAUGGUAAGUGUAUGGAGGAUGUCCCCAUAUAUGUAUAUGUAUAGCUAA